This is a messenger RNA of Salvia splendens (bonfire salvia), 3730 nucleotides long. Its product is annotated as protein WHAT'S THIS FACTOR 1 homolog, chloroplastic-like. The record is from RefSeq and is a predicted model, not a curated record. The transcript has 2 exons. The coding region runs from base 189 to 1766 and encodes 525 amino acids. Lineage: Eukaryota; Viridiplantae; Streptophyta; Magnoliopsida; Lamiales; Lamiaceae. Gene Ontology annotation, molecular function: RNA binding.
AUGUAACUUCAAAGAGGGGUUUUGUGAUAAACCCUAGCUAAACCUCAGGUCAGCCAUUCCACGAAUUCAAUUCUCUUCUUGUCUGAUUCGUGAACACAUCACACAUAGAUUCGAUUAGGGCCAAUUUCUGGUGUUAAUUGUUGCGAUAUAUUGAUAUAUGCUCCCUGCUAGAUAGUUUCAAAUUGAUUAUGGAGCCUAAAUUCUCACUUUCCUCGCCCAAAUUGCCACCAUCAGCUUGUGCUGUCCCAUUUUUUCUAUCCUGUACUUCACCCCCACUUCUGAAAUGUAAACCUUUUGCGAAUUUCAGUUUAUCAACUACCUGUGGAAAUUUAAGCAAGACUCCGUUUUUGGGCCAGAAUUUAGUUUUGAGAGGAAAUAAUGAAUCUCGGACAAACUCGAGGAAAUAUUUUCCGGUUAUCAGAGCUGGUGUUGCAAAGAGGAGGAAGGAGCUUCCGUUUGACAAUGUGAUUCAGAGGGACAAGAAGCUGAAAUUGGUGUUGAAAAUUAGGAAGAUUUUGAUUAGUCAGCCGGAUAGGAUUAUGGCGCUUCGUGAAUUGGGUAGAUUUAGAAAAGCUUUAGGGCUGCAAAAAAAGAGGCGGUUUAUUGCAUUGUUGAAGAAAUUUCCGGCUGUGUUUGAGAUUGUGGAAGAAGGUGUUUAUUCACUUAGGUUCAAGUUGACUCCUGAGGCUGAGAAACUUUACCUCGAGGAGAUGAAGAUUAGGAAUGAAAUGGAGGAUUUGUUGGUUAUUAAGUUGAGGAAAUUGUUGAUGAUGUCGAUUGAUAAGCGGAUUCUGCUGGAGAAGAUUGCUCAUUUGAAGACUGAUUUGGGGCUUCCGUUGGAGUUUAGGGAUACUAUAUGUCAGCGAUACCCGCAGUAUUUCAAGGUUGUUGCAACAGGACGAGGGCCUGCGCUGGAGUUAACUCAUUGGGAUCCUGAGCUUGCUGUGUCUGCAGCAGAGAUUGCCGAAGACGAGAAUAGGCUGAGAGAAGUGGAAGAGAGAAAUUUGAUUAUUGAUCGUGUGCCUAGGUUCAAUAGGGUUAAGCUACCAAAAGGGCUUCAUCUUUCGGAAGGUGAGAUGAGAAGGAUUUCUCAGUUUAGAGAUAUGCCUUACAUUUCACCUUAUGCUGAUUUUUCGGAUUUGAGGCCUGGUAGCCCCGAAAAGGAGAAACAUGCUUGUGGUGUUGUUCAUGAGAUCUUGAGCCUCACUCUUGAGAAGAGAACACUUGUGGAUCAUUUAACCCAUUUUCGGGAGGAAUUUAGAUUCUCCCAACAGCUAAGAGGCAUGCUGAUAAGACAUCCGGAUAUGUUCUAUAUCUCGCUCAAGGGGGAUAGAGACUCAGUUUUCCUCCGUGAAGCUUAUCGUGAUUCUGUGUUGUUAGAUAAAGACAAGAUGCUGCUUAUCAAGGAGAAGCUUCGCGCACUUGUUAAUGUUCCAAGAUUCCCCAAGAGAAAUGUUCGAAGGACUGACUCAGGUGAAGCUGAAGGAACAGGGCAAGAAGACAUGUCAGAUGAAGAGGAUGGGGAUGAGUGGUCUGACAUUGACAAUGUGGGAAGCGAUGAAGACGGAGAUGGAGAAGAUUAUGAUGAUGAAUGGAGCGAUGAUGAUGACGACGUGCCUCCAGACUUCAAUGAUGGACAAGAUGAGCCAUUGCCUAGUUUAGGAAGGAGCAAACCAGCUGGUACAGUUAACGGCGCAACGAAGAAGAGUGAUGAUAAAGUUCUUGCUCCUGUUUUCCCAGAUGGCACACCAAGAGAACGCUGGUAAAUAUGAGGCUUAUUAUGUCUACAGAUCAAUAGGUCCAUCUCAAGGUACUGCUCAAGAAUACAAGGAAUUAAUACACAGUCAUUGCUUGUUUUGAUCUUGUUGUAUCUUUCUUUCAAUUAGUUAAUUUAUAAGAUGUAUUUUGUAGAACUUCUUAUCCCUGUGAAAAUGCAUCUUACUUUCUUAAAUAUAUGAUCUUGAAAUUUCAGUCUUCCUUCUUUUCGAAACUCUAUAUGCUUUUACUUUGCAUGGUUGCAUUUUCACAUUGUGCAGCGUGCUACAUUUCCUUGUUCAUAUAACUAUUAUUGUUCUAAAGUAAAUGUCCACCUCAUUGUUCUCCAUAUGCUAUAAUGGGCCAAAGUCGUACUACAACAUGUAUAGAUGAUUUGCACUUUUGUUAAAAAAAAGCAGAAAGUAUAUCACCAGUGGAAUUUCAUUUAUCACCAGUGGAAUUUCAUUUAUUGAGGAUAUGGUUCGAUAAAUGCUUUAGUUGCAUUUGAAAGGGCAAGCUAUCAUUCCAGUUGAUGUUUGAUGGAGUGAAGUUUCUGAGAGAUUUCAUGCUAACUCAGAUUACCAUGCUAAGUUGCUAACAAACAUAUAUUCCUCUAGAGUAAAACCUACAGUGUGUGAUGCUCUAGCUUGAUGUUUUGCACCCAUCUUCUUAGUUUUCUGGCUAUGAUCUUGAUGAGUCAUUUAAUCAAGCUGAUUAUGGUUCUUAUGUCAUGUAUAUUGCUGUUUCCUUUUUUAUUUGCUCCUCACAAAAUGGAUACGAUCUUGUAAUUAAAAAAAAAGAUAAUUCUACAUUGGCUGCUCUACUUGCUUGGUCUGUUGCCCUACUUUAUAUGCUUUAUUUUCAAAAGUAGACAGUAACAUCCAUUCAGAAUAAGAUAUGAAAUGUUUCUCUGUUUAUAUGGUACAUCUGGCACCAAUAAUGCACAUUUUCUAUGUGUAUGUGUUAGUAAAUUCAAAUGGGGGGACCUCAGAAUUUGAUAACAUGGUUUUUCUGUCAGUACCUAACAAUAUUUACUGUGAUUAUUAAUCUUAUAAUUCCCUAAAUAAUCCUUCUUUCCUAUUUGCUAUUCUCUUGUACAAAAAUCAUAAAUCAUAAAUUGAUGAGCAAAGCUUAUUUUGGCUGUGUAUAUAUCUUCUUUAGUUGAAUGGAGAUCAAACAUACUUCCAUGGAUUCCUCAAUACCAUGUGUUUCAUGUGUUACUAGUUUACUACUGAUAUCUCUGUGAGGAACACUAUAAAUCUUUUUUGUUCGUGAAAGUGUGGGGACCUCAAAAUUUUGGAAAAGGGGAGAAUACCAGGUAAAUAAAAUAACCUACUUUAUCUUUCUUUUUUUCUUUAUAGUGCUAACAAUGUUGGUUAUGUUUGUUCAGGAAAAGUUUUUCCAGAAUGAAUGUGAGUGCCAUGCAGACGAGGUAUUACAAAUUUCCACGUAUAUAUUCGACAGAACACAGAUUUACCAACCAAAACAGCUUAUCUUUCUAUAUAUCACACUAUAAUUGAAUCUUUUUAUGAUGGGAUUUCAGAUCAUAGAUCUGUUAAUAUUCCCAUACUCAACUUAUCUGUUGCUUUCAACAGCGGGCAAAAGUAUGAGACGCAGCACCUCAGAAGUUUCUCAUAUGUAGGUAAAUGGAACGUUGUCGGACACAGUGCAGGAUUUGUUCAUGGAUGAUCAAAGAUGGAGAAUGUCUGGAAGUUUGUUUCUUAAAUAGUGCCUGAGAAUUAAGAACUGGCCAGCCUACCUUAGUCUCUGUUGAUUUUUUUCAAUGCAGAAAGGUUAAUUAGAAGUUGGAACUCGGAAUCUUGUAGCUUUUGCAGAUUUGGCAAAGGAAAUUUCCCAUUUGUUCUAUGCUUAAUUGUUUACUAGACAUCUGGUGUGAGGUGUGAUUGUACCCAAAGUAAUAAAUAAAAAGCAUACACUUGAUGAUUCUUAUUAAUAGCAUACUGUUUUUCAAGAA